Molecule: messenger RNA, 6667 nt
Organism: Eriocheir sinensis (Chinese mitten crab)
Lineage: Eukaryota; Metazoa; Arthropoda; Malacostraca; Decapoda; Varunidae
Product: serine/arginine repetitive matrix protein 1-like
Exons: 10
Coding region: 1025-3907 (960 amino acids)
Cellular component (GO): axon; cytoplasm
Source: RefSeq, a predicted model, not a curated record
UGACGUGACGAAGGAGUGGCAGAUUGAGGUGAUGAGUAAGCACUGACUAAGAGGAGGAGGAGGAGGAGGAGGAGACACAUCGUGGAAGCUUACGUAUGACUCUUCUUUGAGGCGUAUGAAAAAGAAUAAGGAGAAGGAGGAGGAGAAGGAGAAGGGCGGGGUAAGAAGCAAAGAGAAGAGAGGAAAAGAGAAGUGUAGGAGGAGAGUGGAGAGAGGAAAUGGGUUGGGCAGCCAGAGAGAGAGAGGGAGAGAGAGUAGGGCAGGAGGAGGAGGCAGGCAGCGGCGGGCGUGUCACACUCAGUCGAACUCAGUGAGCCUGCGCGCGGUGGCCGGUGAGGGUUGCCGUCUGUACCCGCUCCUGCCCGCCUCUCAUACCCUCUCCCUCGCCACACUCUCCUCUCUCAUUCUCUACUCUCACCCACGCGCCGCAGUACUCUACCUGUGUGUCACCUUUCUUUUUAUCUACCUGUGUAUUAUCUAUCUUUACAUUUCUUUUUCUCUAUCUUUGUAUAAUUUUUCUAUCUCUACCUUCUUUGCAUCAUCUUUUUCUCUACCUUCACGCUACCCUUCAUUCUCUACAUAUUCGUCAGCUUUCUACCGUCCACCCUUCUUUCUCUACCUCCUCCUUUCUAUUUCUUCUUCUCUACCUCAUCUUUUAAUCUCUCUCUUCCUUUUCUUCAUCACUUUUCAUUCUCUACCUCUCCGUCAUCUUUCCUUCUCUAACUCUACCUUUCUAUUUUUUCUCUACCUGUACGCGACUCUUACCUUUCUCUCUCUCUCUCUCUCUUGGAUGCUGGUUAUCACGUGUUCAGCAUCCUCAUCAUCGUCUUUAGCAGCAUCUCGUGAAGCGCUGAGAGGUGCUGAGCUACGGACUUAAUUUCGGUGGUGAUUCAAGAGUGUUCCGUGCGCCCCCCGCAGUGACUGCCCUGCCCCGCCCCGCCCAUUGCCCCCGGGGUGUUCCUUGCCCUAAACCCCCACUUGGACUGUUAGUGUGUGUGCACGGCGCGGGCUUGGGGCGGCUCGAAUGAGUGUGCGGCGCGACAACCGGUCCGCGGGGGGCUUGGUGACCCCCGGCGGCCCCCACGCCAAGCUGACCAACGACAGACACAACCACGAGCUGCUCAAGAGGCUGGCCACGCACGCCCCCAGGAAGCAGCCGCCGCCCGCCCACGCCACGCCGGGGAAGGGCCCGCCCGCCGAGGGUGUGGCCAGCCCCGGGGGGCGGGCGGGGCCGCGCGAGGUGGGGCGGGGGCGGGGUGAAGCGGGGCCCAGCAAGUCGCUCCUCCGCCCUACCUCCAGCUCGGCCAUGAAGGCGGCGGGCGGCGCCACCCCCGCCGCCCGCCGCCUGGACUCCAACAAGCGGCCCCGCCCACCCGCCGCCCGCAAGGCUGGCGCGGGUGACGCCCCCGCCCGCCGCAGCCAUGGCCGCGCGCCGCCUGCCGACAAGGAGGAGAAAGACUCCUCCGAGGACAAACUGCGGCAGGACAGCCUCCCCGAGACGCCCGACAAGGACCGCCGCGACGCCCCGACGCCCCCGCCCCCCGGCCCCGAAACGCCGGCACCCGUCACCAACGAGGCUCCUGCUAAAACCCCAACACUCCCUAGUCCCGCCCCCGCCUCCCCGCCCGCCCCGGCCCCGUCCACGCCCACACAGGGGCCGCAGCGCCGCCACCAGGACGCGGCUCAGUCCGGUGGUAAAGCGUGUGUUCGCCCCGCGGCCGGGCGUGGCGGCGGCGUGGGGUUGGAGACAGCGCCACCCCCCAGUCGUGAAGAGGUGCUGCGGGGCGUGCGGGCGCGGGUGGGGGGCGAGGUGCGGCGCGGUGGCGUGGACGCGGACAAGGACGUGUGCGAGGCGGCGGGGGAGGAGGACGAGGAGUUCUACCGCGUGCGGGUGCGGACGCGGCUGGUGACCUACGACAACAAUACGCUGGUCAUCAGGAACACCUCCAGGGGGGGAGCCUCGCCCCCCGAGGCGCCCCAGGAGUCACCCCCAGAGGCACGCCCCGAGGCGCCCCUCCAGGAACCACUCCCGGAGGCCGACGCCCACCAACACCCCCCUGCUGAGCCUCAGCAAGACCCCCAGACUGACCCUGACCCCCACGUGCAGCCCACGCCCACACCGCCCGCCCCCGCCCCCGCCCCCGAUUCACAGCCGGUGUUUCCCUCAGCCGUGGCAGACUCCCCAACUGGUAAAGAGGAGGCCCCGCACUCCCACGCCCACGCCGUCAUUCCCGCCGCGCCCCCCAGCCAGGCGGGGACGGCUGCGGGGGUGAAGCGCCGCCUGACGCUGCUGGUGAACCGCGGACGGAGCUUCCUGGCGGAGGUGUACAGCGCCACGCAGAGCCGCCUCGAGAACUAUGUCCGGCAGGAGGCCCCGCGCCCCGCCCCACGCCGCGCCCACGCCCUGUCCCAGCCGCUGCUGGUCGAGGUCAACCCCCUGUGGGUGGCCCAGCACCUCCCGCAGGCCCAGUGGGUGCCGGUGGAGGGGCGGGACCUGACUGGAGUCCCCUUCGCGGCCCCCUACACGGCUAUACCUGAAGGUGCUGCAGGAAGACGACGGAGGAAGAAAAAGAAGAAGGAGGCAGAUGAGGCGGGCGUGGCUGAGGAAGAGGCAGGAGGCAAUGUAGGCGUAGAUGAGGGCGUGGGUGCCGGCGUGGGCGUGCAGGUGGACGAGGAGUGGAUCAAGAAGAACAUUUUGUGCACGUGUAAAUGUCGCCAAGCCACCGAGGCUGGAGACGGCGAGGAGAAAGUAGAGGAGAAAGACACUCGCCCGAGGAAAGUACAGAAGCAUGGCGAAGAGCGGGAGGAAAGUGGCGUGGAGGAGGAGGAAAACAAUGAGGAGGUGGAAAAGGAGAAGGAAGAGGAGGAGGAGGAAAGAAAGAAAACAGAACAUGACAUAAAAGUGGACGAUGAAAAGAGCGAAGCAAAGGAAGAAGAGGAAGACAGAGACGUGGAACGAGUGACGGAAGAGAAAGAAGAAGAGAAGGAGGAGGAGGAGGAGGCUCUGUGCUACUGCUCCUGCCAUGAGGGGGAGGGGGGGGCGUCGCUCCCUUACCUGCCCACUCAGGUACAGGAACUGCUGGACGCUGACCACGCCAGGAUGUGGUGGACCAUCACGGGGAACUUCGGGAACAUCCUGCCCAUCGACUGGAGCAAGACCUACACGCGCCAGCAGUACCUCCCAGUGCUCAACCUCAACGAGAUGAAGGAGGGAUGCAGAGGGGGGGCGGAGGAGGGCGAGGGAGGGACGGAGAAGAACGCGGAGGAAGGCGAGGAGAGGGAGGAGGAGGAGGAGGAGGUGGCGCAAGACUUGGACCUCCACCACCUCAUCCUCAGCGGCCUCAGUUCGGAACCCGUCAAGAGUGCCGAAGAAGUGAUACAGGAGAUUGAUGAUAUUAUGCAGGAGGGGAGCAGCUCCGAGGACGAGGGCGUGGAGGAGAGCACAUCGUCAGGGGAGAACAUGCAGGACCCGCCCCCCCGGCCCUGCCCCCCACAUCUCUACCAUGACAAGCUGAAGAACAUGAGUGUGCCUGAGCUGAACGAGGCCCUGAUGGAGCUGGAGCUGGUCAUUCGCCAGUACUCGGAGACCCUCAUCACCCAGCUGGCUCUCCGGGACGAGCUGGAGUACGAGAAGGAACUCAAGAACUCCUUCAUCUCGCUCCUCCUUCAGGUCCAGAACAAGAGAAGGAACUUCAACGUUGAAAAGAAGAAGCAGAAGAAAGUUGGACCCAACGGCAUAGACCCCAAGUAUCUGACAACAGUGAUCCCCUACGACGUUGGCCACGGACCCCCGCACAACCCCACCCUGCAGAUCCUCAUCAAGAUCCUGACGGCCAUCAACGAGGACAGCCCCACCGUGCCGACGCUACUCACCGACUACAUCCUCAAAGUGUUGUGCCCCUCAUGAGUGAGUGCUGGCCGAGGCCCACCAGCGCUCCGCCCCACACUGGAGCCACACAUUCCGCACGCCCCCAAACACAGCAGUCCUGCCCAGCCUGAGUCAGCUGUACAUAAGUAGUGUGCUGUAUGAUGCAAGUUCAGGAGCCACCCACCCACCCACGUCUUGUUCCACUCCCAGCAGACAUGGGAACACUGAACCUACUUAAUAUGUCUCAAAAAGUUUCUGUAGUAAGGGUGUAACAGCUAGUCAUCUGUGCCAACGGCAUGUUUUAUCAUAGGAAGAAGUACUAAAUAAGAGUGAUAGCGAACUAGAGAUGGAUUUUUAUCAACACAGGUAAAGCCUAUUGCUCUAAACAAUUGAAAUGACUCUCCUAGUCAGAGCUCAAAGUAGUGUACUGGCAGGACCUGUGUAUAAUGUCUGAACACUCCACAACAUAAGGUUUUGUAUGCAUUUAAGGUGAAAUGGAUCACAAACAGCAAGCCACUCCCCUGAAGGCCACAUUAUAUGCAUCAUUGCUGGGAACUGUGAAGUAAUACUAGUAAUAUUAAGUGGUGAAUAGUAUCUAAAGCAGCUUUGUAUUGGACAACCAAAGAAUCUCCUUGUCAGUUUCAUAUCUUGAUUAUCAUUUGUCUGUUCACUCUCCACCCGGCGGCUGAGGAGUACCAUGUUAGCUGUACAGGACGUAACCAUGAACCAGUGUGUAGGAGUCUCUGCAACUUAAUAAUACUCUGUCUGUCACAAACUACCCUCCAGACUUACUCUAUGUAUAUAGUAUGAAGGAAAAUAACAGUUAUAUGCCAUGCUUUGAGUGCAAACGAUAUGCCAAUGGUUGUAUUUCGCUAAUUCUUAAAGCCCAAGUGCAAUUGCCGUAUUGUGUGUGUGUGUGUGUGUGUGUGUGAAUGCUUCUCUGUGCACUUGUGUGUAUGCACGAGCAAACAUGAGAGUCAGGGCAAGCAUGUGGCUUUACCUUCUGCAUGAGUAAGAUAACAAACCGAUGAAUCAUUUUGCUGCCAACACCCACAAGCUUUGACAUAAUACAUUUUGCCAGCCACGCGGUGAUUCCUGAGACUUUCUUCUCAGCUCGCCUGGCCCACUUCCUGCCGAGUAAGAUGAAGUGAGUGGCAGGAAUCUAAGUAUAUUAUCAGUGUCUCUCUGGAUGGAAGAAAAUGUCCCUUGAUAUCGGUACAAGAAUAUAUCAACAUGUAGAGCAGUAACAUGUAAUAGCUGUAACACAUAAUAUCCCUGAGACUUGGCUGAGGGAAUGAAUCAACAGGAGCACUUGCAGCUCUUGGUAUGGUAGAAGUUGAGGUCCUUGUUUAUCAUAGAGCGAGCCAAAGAACCUCAGUCCACAUGCAGCAGACCCUCUGUUUAACGCGAGUCAGGCACCAAUGAAAUUCAAGCAAAAUCGAGCUGUUAUUUCAAUGAGAUUUAUCAAUUUGGGACUGGUGUAACAUUUAAUCUUUUAGUGUGUGUGUGAAGGAGUCAGGUCAAGGGUGUAUUAUGAGGAAAUCCUUUAAAUGAAACAUGCUAAAUGGAGGGUCUACCGUACAUAAGAUGAGGAGAUUUGUAACAUCUCCCAGACCAUCAUCAGACACAGCAGCACUUGCAUGACCUCUAGUAAGUCUCUUAGAUGCCGGUAAUACUUCAGACUCUGCCCUCGGAGCGCCACUGACAAAUACUCAUCGUUCUUUCCUCUUUGUCACAACACAGCAUGUAAUGACUCUUCAUGCCAGAGAAGGCAGGUAAUACCCACACCUGUGAUUUUACCUGUCUGAGUGCGUGAUGAUAGUUGAUCACUUUAUAUUUUUUUCUCUUAUCCACAGUAAACAUUGCCAUGCGUUGAAAGCCCAAGACGUUCACACUGAGUGCAUCUAGCGUGUCCGUAGCGUUACUUUAAUUUGUAGAUGGCAACAUGUCUACACCUCAUGAGCCUCACUUACCAUGUCCAGCAUCUUUCCUCCCUUUUGUCGCAGAAACUGACCAGGAAUCCCACAGCAGGUAACACAAGUAUCGCAUUCACGACCCUCAAGGAAAAUGAAUAAAAAGUGCCAGCCAUAACACAAUGCUCCUUUAUGGUAGACUAGACACAAGACAUAUACAUAUAUCUCUCUAAUAAUGAAUAUUUAAACCUUUCUCCAGCAUAUUCCUUUGAUGUAGACGUGAUUUGUCACUGCCAUAAUCAUACAUAUAUAAAUAUACUAUAAUAUAUAUCUCUCUCCAACCCUUUGUGGGACUGGCAGGCAAAGACUGGCGGGGCGACCUUGGCACAGACUUGCUUCACCGAUACACAUCAGUUAUAUCAUAAAUCUCUAUAUUUGUAAGGAAUUCUGGGCAGUUUUGACCAAGUAGUCGUGUACAUAAUCUCUUGGUGUGUUCUGUAAGACUUGUAUGUGUGUGAGUGUGCGUGUCUGUGUGCACUUGCACACGUGUAUUUGCAUGUGUGUGUGUGUGUGUGUGUGUGUGUGUGUGUGUGUGUGUGUGCACUCACUCACAGUGCAGUGGCCCUAGCCUGUUUGGUUCACUUCCCUGUGUUGAAUAAAUAUAUUUAUUUUUGAGGACAUUUUUUUUAUUGAUUUUAAUAGCUGUGUAGAAUGAAUGGUAACUGUGUAUUUGGUUUUAAUCACACACGUGUGUAUGAAUUCAGCUUUUCUGACAUGUGUUGACAUUACAACUGUGAUGUUUAGUUCUGCAUUGUAUGGUAUUCUGAGUCCUUACAGUGUUAUUUUAAUGUAAAAAAGUAUUUAUGAAAUACAUUAUAUGUUCUUG